UCAUGUUUCAAGCUAUCAUAAAAAGUUGAGAGUGGGUUUAUGUUUGAUGUUUAUAUCAGUAGUGAAGAAUAAAAACACCCACGAUUCUAUUUAAUUUUCCCAUUGGUUAAUCAUCGACACAAAUAUUUUUGACCUUGUAACGACAACUAACUUGUAAAAUAUUAAAAUUGCAUAACUUGUAUAACUGAUAAAAUCAUAGGUACCUGAGAAAGGAAAUCAAUUUUAAUACAAUUCCUCAUUACUAUGAAGUUUAAUUUACAAAUUCCAUUUGUGAUGUUGAUUUUAAUCAAUAUAGAAUACGGUAGGUGUGGACUAGUUGAUAUUUCUUUUCAUCAAACAAAUCUCAACAUUUUACUUCAAUUUGUUUAUUUUGACUGGACUUAUACAUUGUCAUGUGUUAUAUGUAAUUCAUACAGUCAUCUAUUAAAAUUAAUCAUGUCUACAUACAGUAGUGAUCUAUGUUUUACCCGGUUUUAGUUUGGUUUGUCUAAUAACAAAAACAUUUCUGAAAAUUCGAUAAAUUCGUCAUUUAGAACUAAAUAAAUACUAUGAUGAUAUUUUCUAGUUGAUUUGUAAUAUUUUGAUCAUUUUUGGACAUGAAACUUUAAUGUGGAUAAAAUGUCUUAGUAAAAAUACACGCAAAAGUUAGUCACUCAACUAGAAAAUUACCUAGUCAAUUCACUUGGUGUUGUUUUACUUGUAUCUUCCCAUUGUUAUUUAGGACUGUUGGCAUAUAUACAUCCUGUACGGAUUGUCUUGAUAUAGCCUUAAGUCAUAUACGUUUUUAAGCAAAGAUGGAUAGCGGCUAGUAGUGGAAUCUAGGAUACGCGUUGAAUAUAUGGUAUUCUUCGACAAUAAAGAACUGCUCUUAUCACCACAAAAGAAACUUCUGAGUAUUUUGUAAACCUGUAAACCCAGUAUGGGGAAAGGUGAAAACUGGUCCAAUCAAUACUUUUUUACUGUAGCUUUCUACUAUGACACUAAAAUAACACUGAUUGUAAAUAUACCUGGAAUAAUAAAGAGCUCAUCUACCGGUGAUUUGCAUCUGUCAAAACAUCCUUAAUUAAACACAAUACCAUCUACACUUAAAUCAUGAUAAUAUUCGCCUUGAAAUUCAGUAUCCCUAUAAUAACCAAAGUCUCUCAUAAAUUAUAGUUUGUUUCUCAUUGAUGAAUACAUUUUUAUUUUGAAGAACCUAAGGUUACUAUAAAAGUCCAUAAAAACCUUAGUUAGGUAUGUUUCAAAGUUAAAUUCAAUGCUAGAAGGUUAUGAAUAUGAUUGACAAAUUUUCGCAUGAAAUUGUUUCAAUGAGAAAUUGAAUUUUGAACUCUCUUAGUUUCACUUUAUGAAAUGACCACAGCAAAAAAAUUAUUGUACUUGAAACAUUAACUAGAUAAAUAUAGAUACUGGCUAUUAGUGGAAUCUAGGACACGCGUUUCAUCAGCUGGAUGUACCUGUAUCCCAGAGUGAACAUCAACUCUAAGAUGCAGGUGCAUGUAGCUUGUGAUUGAUUAAAAUUUCAAUAUGUAUAAAUCUUUUGGAUUGUUGCUAUUUAAAUAAUUAAUCAAUCGGAUCAAAAAUGGGAAGCUUUAUUGACAAAAGCUUACUGAAACUAAUGUGUGGUUUGUUUGGUUGAAAUUUUCAGCUCAUAAAGAGACAAAGCUAGGACCUAACUCACUUUUAAUAAAGUAGAGUGUAAUAUUGACUAUUGCCGGUGAACUAAAUGAUCAAGGGAACUAGUUGAAUGGAACAGGGUUAUAAUGAAGUGAAACAAUGCGGAUUUGUUUACUGACAGGUAGUGUUAUAUAAAAGAAUCAGUUAUUUCGUUUGUUCCAUAGUUAUAGUAUUUCUCCUAGAUAUUUUUGAGAAAUCACUUAUGAGUGAAUAACAGCUCAUCUACAUCAAAGAAAUACGACUAAACCACAAAAUAUUUAAAAAGCCGUAACAUAAACUUUUGAGAGAAAAGAAAGACUCUUCCGCUACCACAUCUAUGUAUUUGACAAUAAACAUAUAACAUCAGUAUACUAAGUUGGUACACAGUUACUGAGAACGGGUGUGAGCAUGAUGUAUUUGUAUUGAAGAAGUUAAAUAUCGGCUGUUUAUUCAGAUUACUGGUUAUAAAAAUAAGAAUAAUAUGCUAUAGUAAACUAUAUUCAUUGUAACUACAAUAGCAUUAUUAGACAAUCGAAAUCAGAGAUUUACAUCAUAUAAGAGAUUUGAAAUAUUAAUUACACUUCGUCUGAAAUUAUUAUUUUUUGCUGAAUCUUCGGUAUAAUAACUGGAGUGAGGAACAAAUAAACUAUUGAUGUAAAAUUUAACCAGAAUCGUCAUCAUCGCUGUUUCGGUCACCAUCGACUGAUUUAUUUGAAGUGACUAAUGAACAAACUUUGUUUCAUUUUAAUCAGUACGUGUAUCAACGAAUUGUGAAAUGGAGAAAAAUGAUUUAUUAUUUAUGAUUAUAAUUAUUCCCUAUCUAGUUCUUUUGAUUCAAGCCUAAUUUUCAAGUCAUUCUAUAAGGUGAUAAAAUCAUUUCAUCAAUGACUUCUAUUAUGAAUGAUGAAUUGUAAUAAAUAAGUGUAAAACAUGUUUCUCUUUCUCUCUAACAAGUGAUAAACUUGUUCAUCAACACAUUUGGUUCUAUUUCUGGGUAUAACUCAAGUUUGUAGUUAACAGUGCAUGAACAAGUGAAAUCAAGUCUUUCAAGAUGAAUAUAAAACUAAAAGAAUUGUAUUAAGAAAAAUAAGCAAUAAAAAACGAAUAUAAAUGAGUGAAUAAUCAUUGAAAGUUUUCUGGCAAACGUCAACGUUCAAAUUAGUAAUAAUCUUAGCUACAAAAUGAUAUCGGAAGUUGAUAGACAGUAUGUGUCAGCUGUACGCAUUGAUCACUUAUAUUUCUUAUUGGUCAGUCAUUAAAAUAUACAUUUAGCACAUUUUGUAAAGUAGCAAAGUUAAAUAAUUACAGAAAUUGAUACAAUCUCAAACGUUUGGAGUUAGAAUUUAGAUUUCGUUACACUUCAAGAUGACUAUGAUGUAUCUUGCGCAAAUUAUAUUGGUGACAAUGUUGCUUCUGAUAAACACAGAAUACAGUCUAUCAUUGAAGUGCUACACAUGCCGUUUCUGUUCAAUACCAUUUGAUCCAAACUCACCACUAGUUACUGAACAAUAUGGUUGUACAUGGUGUGCAAAAAUUAGGAUAGAAGGUAUACCCUUUCCACAUAGACUCUGUGCAGCUGAUUGUGGAUUUAAUUACUGGAAAAGAAAUUUUACUUCCUUUAGUUAUGACUGUUGCCAAACAGACUUAUGUAAUAAAAGCAUACAGACUCGGGUAACACAUAAAUUUCUACUUAGUCUUGUCUUAAUUUUUAUUUGUUAUAUUGUUAAUAAGAAAAACUGAAACAAUAUCAAAAUUCACUUAUUACUACAUACACACUUUGUUGUUUAUUUGCACUUUAACUUACCACUCAAAUGUAUUUCAUUUAACUUCAUGUUGUAAUAAUAAUCAUCUCUUUUUAAAAAAAAGUUAAUUUUGA
Messenger RNA from Schistosoma intercalatum, 3529 nucleotides. Lineage: Eukaryota; Metazoa; Platyhelminthes; Trematoda; Strigeidida; Schistosomatidae. The record is from the annotation of a GenBank genome assembly.